AAAUUCGCCAGUGUUUUUGCGUCUCGGCCUUUGCGGCCUUGAACUAGCAAUGACUCGAGUGAUCGAUCUCGUCAAUCGAACGGGAAUAAAAAGGCUGUUAUCGACGUCGAUUACGCGCUCGGGCGAUGCAUUUUCGGCGCGUUUUUUCUCCCGCGAUUAUGCAUCGCAGUCGUCGUCGUCGUCGUCGUUGCCGUGGUGCAGUCGUGGCCGUUCCGAAAACAGCCAACUCGCUGUACGUACGCGUCGCUCGCAAAAAUCGCACGCCAGCAUCGUGAAAGAACAUCUGCGUCGGCGUCGUUUCAAGUGCAUACCGGACACGAUUAACCCUGCCAGUAUGGUCUGGAUAACCGUCGACGAUCAGAUGGCUGGAAAGCCCAACUUUACGGCACUCAACGCCCAGAGCCACCUCGACCACAUGUGCGCCUUGGACAUCGACUCGCACACGAUGUUCACCCGUCUGUCCGGCAUCAUCUGCACCAUCGGGCCCGUCUCGCGCAGCGUCGAGAUGCUCGAGAAGAUGAUCGAGACCGGCAUGAACAUCGCCAGAAUGAACUUCAGCCACGGCUCUCACGAGUACCACGCCGAGACCAUCGCCAACGUCCGCCAAGCUCAGAAGAAUCUCACAGAGCGCCACGGAUUCUCCGUGCCCGUCGCUAUCGCCCUCGACACCAAGGGCCCUGAAAUCAGAACUGGUCUCCUCGAGGGUGGUGGUUCCGCCGAAGUUGAGCUGAAGAAGGGACAAACUUUCAAGCUGUCGACCGACAAGGCCUACGCCGAGAAGGGCAAUGCCGACACCGUUUACGUCGAUUACGAUAACAUCUCGAAAGUCUUGAAAGUCGGCAAUCGUAUCUACGUCGACGAUGGUCUCAUGUCGUUGAUCGUCACCGCUGUUUCUCCAAACCUCAUUACUACGACGGUUGAGAAUGGUGGCAGCCUUGGAUCGCGCAAAGGUGUCAACUUACCCGGUGUACCGGUCGACUUGCCCGCCGUCUCCGAGAAGGACAAGUCCGACUUGCAGUUCGGUGUUGACCAAGAGGUCGACAUGAUCUUCGCCUCGUUCAUCCGUAACGCUGCUGCGCUCGCCGAAAUCCGUGGAAUCCUCGGCGACAAAGGCAAAAACAUCAAAAUCAUCUCGAAGAUCGAGAAUCAACAGGGUAUGACCAAUCUCGAUGAGAUCAUCGAGGCCUCCGACGGUAUCAUGGUUGCCCGUGGCGAUUUGGGUAUUGAGAUCCCACCCGAGAAGGUGUUCCUCGCACAAAAGUGCAUGAUCAGCCGAUGCAACAAAGUUGGCAAACCAGUCAUUUGCGCCACUCAAAUGUUGGAGUCGAUGGUGAAGAAACCCAGAGCUACCAGAGCUGAAUCCUCCGAUGUAGCCAAUGCCAUUCUCGAUGGUGCCGACUGCGUCAUGUUGUCUGGUGAGACCGCCAAGGGCGAGUAUCCUUUGGAUUGCGUGCGCACCAUGGCCAACAUCUGCAAGGAAGCCGAAGCAGCCAUCUGGCAAAAUCAACUGUUCUCCGACUUGUCGAGCAAGGCUGUGCCACCAAUUGAUGCUACUCACGCCGUAGCUAUUGCGUCCGUUGAGGCAUCUGCCAAAUGCCUUGCCAGUGCAAUCAUUGUUAUUACCACCUCUGGUCGUUCGGCACAUUUGAUCUCGAAAUACAGACCUCGCUGCCCCAUCAUCGCUGUAACCAGAUUCCACCAAGUGGCUAGACAAGCACAUCUUUACAGAGGCAUUCUGCCUCUUCAUUACUCCGAAUCUGCUUUACCCGACUGGCUGAAGGACGUUGACGCCCGUGUUCAGUAUGGUCUCAAUUUUGGUAAAGGCCGUGGAUUCAUCCGAUCUGGCGACUCCGUUGUUGUUGUUACCGGCUGGAAGCAGGGCUCCGGCUUCACGAAUACUCUCCGCGUUGUGAAUGUGGAUUAAAUCAACAUCAGGUUAUCUGGUGUAGACAAGUAAACAAAUCCUGUGGAUAGAUAAUUCAAAAAAAUAAUUACGUUGUUAUCAACAGUUCCAAAUGUUUCUAUUAUGUGCAUAAUUGUAAUGUCAUGAUUGAUGCACUUUAACAAUAGAGUGGGUGACUGUCAAGAUAUCGUUUUUUCGUGUUUGCUAGUCUUCACUUGAUGCUGUGCUUCAUCUAUAAUUUAAUUUUGCAGUAUUAUUGCUAAAUUGAUUGACUACAAUAACGGCACUUAGAGAAACAAAAAAAUUAAAAUGAGAUGAUCAUGUUAUCUGAAAUUGUCAUUAUGUUAAAAAAAAUUACAUAAAUUUCUAGAUAUAAUUGUUA
Trichogramma pretiosum is the source of this 2285-nucleotide messenger RNA. Its product is annotated as pyruvate kinase-like. The transcript has 8 exons. Gene Ontology annotation, biological process: glycolytic process. Bases 50 to 1924 code for a protein of 624 amino acids. The record is from RefSeq and is a predicted model, not a curated record. Gene Ontology annotation, molecular function: pyruvate kinase activity; potassium ion binding; magnesium ion binding. NCBI's taxonomy places the organism in Eukaryota, Metazoa, Arthropoda, Insecta, Hymenoptera, Trichogrammatidae. Gene Ontology annotation, cellular component: cytoplasm.